Hydatigera taeniaeformis is the source of this 660-nucleotide messenger RNA. NCBI's taxonomy places the organism in Eukaryota, Metazoa, Platyhelminthes, Cestoda, Cyclophyllidea, Taeniidae. The record is from the annotation of a GenBank genome assembly.
AUGUAUGAAUUUCUCUGCAAAUUAGAUGAGAAGGUGACGGUUGGCCUUGUUGGCGGCUCUGACUUGUGCAAAAUUCGAGAACAGAUGGGUGGUUCAUCGGCCCUGCAUAGGUUCAAACAUGUCUUUACAGAAAAUGGCCUUGUCGCCUAUCAAUACGAUCAACUCAUCUGCUCAAAGGAUAUUGCAUCACAUAUGGGCGAAGAUUUAUUGCAAAGACUGAUAAACUCCGUUCUGCGACAUCUCUCAGAGAUCAACUUACCGGUCAAGCGAGGUACCUUUGUGGAAUUUCGUAAAGGUAUGCUCAACGUUAGCCCUGUGGGGCGUAGUUGUUCUCAAGCUGAGCGAGAAGCCUUCUAUGUCUAUGAUAAGGUACACAAGGUUCGUGAGACCCUGGUAGAGGUGCUUCGGAAAGAGUUCUCCGAUUGCGGUCUACAAUUUUCUAUUGGUGGACAAAUCAGCAUUGAUAUUUUUCCAGUAGGAUGGGACAAGCGCUUCUGUCUCCAAUUUCUCGACGAUUACGACACUAUCCACUUUUUUGGUGAUCGAACAAUGGAGGGCGGGAACGACUUUGAAAUAUUUUCCCACCCAAGAACCAUUGGCCAUAGUGUUAUCGGUCCGGAGGAUACGAGGAAGCAAUUAGAGGAGUUAUUUUUCACCUAA